AUGGCUGGCAACUUCCAACUUCCAUUCCAAUGCAUCCAAUAUCUGGAGAGACAGUGUGCAGAACCCCAGAAGCUGCUUAUUGCGUCAUCUGGGGGCAAGAUUUACUCCUACACUGCAGAGACCGGGCAGCGUCUCUCUUCUUGGCCGCAAGAUGUAAAUGCAAGCAAUGCAAAUAACUGCAAGCCAACCGAGACAGAGACUGGAUCAGAAGACCAGGCACCACCAGAGAAGAAGAGAAAGGUUUCUCAGUCCGAGGAUGGACCUGCCGAAACUUCCAAAUCGCCCGUCAAGACUCCAGCUUGGUCCAGCAUUCCUAUUUUAGUUGCGCAUUCGAGUGGAGAUUAUGUGGUUGCGCUCACUGCGGAAGAUAAGUGCAUUCGUGUCCUCCGCCUGAAAUAUGACGGCACAUUUGAACAAUUAAGCGAAAGAUGUAUGCCGAAGAGGCCAUGUAGUAUCGUUCUCACUGAUGACGGUAACACAAUCCUCUGUGGUGAUAAAUUCGGCGAUGUUUACUCGCUGCCACUUCUUCCCAGCAACGAGCCAUAUGUGGCGCCAAAGCUCCCUAAUCGGCCAAAGGUACCCGCAGCAACACCCCUUACUGUGCAUAGUAAGCGAAAUCUUGAAUCUUUGGAACAGCAGCUGCGCUAUGGUCAGAAAAACCCUACCGAAGAAAAGACCAGCCUGAAUUUCCAGCAUCAAUUGCUACUUGGUCAUGUGUCAUUGCUCACGGGUGUUGCGUUUGCCACGGUGCCUCAGGAUGAUAAUUCCGGUCAAAAGCGCAGUUACAUCCUAACCGGAGACCGCGAUGAGCAUAUCCGAGUCUCUCGCUAUCCUCAGGCUCAUAUUAUUGAAGGUUAUUGUCUGGGCCAUACUGCAUUCAUCACCAAGCUCUGCAUUCCCAAAUCUGCUCCGGAAUAUCUCAUCUCUGGCGGAGGAGACGACUUUUUGCUAGUCUGGAAGUGGGCCGAAGGCGUUACAGUUCGUGGAAUUUGGGCGACAUCAAUCGGCGGAUCGAAUAUUGUUCUUGUUGCGCUUGAUGGGUCCUCACAGCUGCAAUGCUUCGUGCUUGAGUCGAAUGGCACAUUAAAAACACAGGACCCAAUCGAGAUGUCUGGCAACGUAUUAGAUAUAGCCAUCAUGGAGAAGGAGAGCACAAUUGUUGUGUCUGUGGACUCUAUCCGUGAGAAGGGCUCGACUCACGAAUGGAGAGCCAGCCCAACAGGCUCCUUGAAUCUAAUUGAAUCGUUCCGCGUGAAGCUGGGAGCAGAAAACUUGGAGUGGGAGCCGGUCACAGAAUCGCUAGUUACCAAUAUCAACCUGGGUGGCUCCUCUGACAUUCCAGCAGAUGCCGACACGAAGCAAAGAAAGGAACUCAACGAGUUGUUCUAUAGUUUGAGCAAUCUGCGCAAGACGCACGGAGAGGAUUAG
Messenger RNA from Aspergillus nomiae NRRL 13137, 1428 nucleotides. It is a transcript of the gene trm82, whose product is annotated as putative tRNA methyltransferase. NCBI's taxonomy places the organism in Eukaryota, Fungi, Ascomycota, Eurotiomycetes, Eurotiales, Aspergillaceae. The coding region runs from base 1 to 1428 and encodes 475 amino acids. Gene Ontology annotation, biological process: RNA (guanine-N7)-methylation. The record is from RefSeq and is a predicted model, not a curated record. Gene Ontology annotation, cellular component: nucleus; tRNA methyltransferase complex; cytosol. The transcript is spliced from 4 exons. Gene Ontology annotation, molecular function: tRNA (guanine(46)-N7)-methyltransferase activity; protein binding.